AUGCCUCGCCCUGCCCCGAAACGAAGCCGUACUGCUGGCAAACCCGCCAAAACUGCCAAAAAUGCAGGUUCUGCGCAAAAUGAACCUGUCACCAAAUCGCCUGAGCGUGGCUCAGUCGUGGACACAAGACAAACUCUACGCGAACAAACACCCUUAGCCAAGAGCUACGAAAAUGCAAUCGAUUCAUCGCCAACAGGAGAACGAACAGGUACCGGCAGUCGACCUGGAACCGGCAGUCGCCCCCCUACCAGAUCUCGCGGUUAUUCCUCUACACUUUCAUUCGCUGGGCGCAAAGGCGAUAAUUCCCGAAUCCCUGGAACCCCUGGCUUUGAUAACUCGGUUUUGAGCAACUUCAGACGGCGCCCGCGACAGCAAAGUAUCCUGCAGAUGAUGCAAGCCGAUGACGAUGGCUCCUCCGAACUGGACGACGACGAUUUCCUGGGUGGACUCAGUCCUAAUGAUGAAUCGACCCCCUUGAACCUCUCCAGGGGAAAAUCACUUCUUCUCAAGCCAAGCGAGAGGUCACCUUCGCCGGUGAGAUCGCCGGUUGGAUCACCACUUCCAUCUGGCGGGUCGCGCAAACGCAGGCGCGUGACUCAGGAGAUUCAAGUGCCACAGUCGUCUGUGGAGAUGGUGGAAGAUACCCCUACUUCAACACCGGUUCAGGUGGUGAAACACACUCCAGAUGCGACACCAGCUGAGCGCGACGGCUCUCCUGAGGAUCAGGAACCCGAAGAUAUGGCUGAACCGGAGGAGACGAAUAAUGAUGCCGAUGAAUCUGAAAGCGAUAUCGAAGAACAAGAAUCCGAGAAAACAUUUGAAGGGAAUGAACCUGAGGAAGAAGAGGUUGAAGAUGCAGAUGUCGAAGCUACGCCACGUUCUCAUCGAUUCCCAGAGACAAUGAGUCAAACUAUGCUACCACCGGCCAGCAGUCCCGCCUGCUCGACACAACCCGAUAACUCUACGCCGCACCCCGUUCAAAGGAACAAUUCCAAGGUCCCAGCCCAUCUGUCAACAGCAAAAUUGCAAGACAAGCUUCUGCCACGUCGCCGGAGGAGACGCCUGGCCGGCAAUGAUCUCAGGGAUGAAAGCGAUGAUCAACAUGACGCCGCGUCUGGAGACGAAGAUGAAUUGAACUAUCCAUCACAGUCUAAGAAGCCAUCUACGCGGCGGGCGGGAACAAACAAACCUAAGCCAUUGGCCAAUGCCCGCAAUCCAAAACAAAAACAGACCAAGACCAAGACCAAGACACCUGCGACCUAUUCACGUUCGCGCGCGAGUGCAGGUGCCAAUGACAAAGAAAAUGAAAUUGCCCUGUCUUCACCAUCUUCAUCUCCGUUGUCAUCACCACCCGAGUCCGACGUGUCUGAUACUGAAUCUGUCGAGACCGAGACUACUCGUUGUGUGAGUGAUGAGUUGCGCGCAGCACUCAAGAAAUUUGCCGAGGUGGAUCAAUGGAAGAUGGAGUUUGAGGAUGUAUCUGCUUCGGAGAUCUGA
Penicillium soppii is the source of this 1497-nucleotide messenger RNA. RefSeq lists its product as uncharacterized. Lineage: Eukaryota; Fungi; Ascomycota; Eurotiomycetes; Eurotiales; Aspergillaceae. The transcript has a single exon. The record is from RefSeq and is a predicted model, not a curated record. Bases 1 to 1497 code for a protein of 498 amino acids.